AUGGUGCGAUUCCUGCUUGAAAAUGGAGUGGUCACCGAGACACAGCCGCCAGAUUCGUCAUACCUGACUUGGGCCGCUCACCAGCGCGACCCGGAGAUAGUGAAACUGCUACUUGCACAUAGAGCGAAUCUCUUGACCGAGGAACCGCCCGGCAUCGAUGUCCUCCCAUUGGUGAAUGCUGUCACUUUUGAAAACUACCCAGUGGCUCGGCUCCUCCGUGGAUCCAUCUAUCUGGAGGAGAUUAUGAAAUUGAGAGGCUAG
Messenger RNA from Penicillium concentricum, 261 nucleotides. RefSeq lists its product as uncharacterized. Bases 1 to 261 code for a protein of 86 amino acids. Gene Ontology annotation, molecular function: protein binding. Lineage: Eukaryota; Fungi; Ascomycota; Eurotiomycetes; Eurotiales; Aspergillaceae. The record is from RefSeq and is a predicted model, not a curated record. The transcript has a single exon.